UCCGGAGCUAGCGGGCACGCGGGUUCGUCUCUGCGAGCUUCCUUCCCCUUAAGGCCGGAUCGAGUGGCAGAGACGUGGUGCACGAGGCAGCAACCUUGGAAUCAAAUCGCGGGAGACAUACCUGUUCUUCUUAGAAGGGAAAGAAGACAUCUAAGAAAAACGCUAUGGCAAAGAGAAUAAAAGCUAAGCCCACUUCAGACAAACCUGGAAGUCCAUAUCGCUCUGUCACGCACUUCGACUCACUAGCUGUCAUAGACAUCCCUGGAGCAGACACUCUGGAUAAAUUAUUUGACCAUGCCGUAGCCAAGUUUGGAAAGAAGGACAGCCUUGGGACCAGGGAAAUCCUUAGUGAAGAAAACGAAAUGCAGCCCAAUGGAAAGGUUUUUAAGAAGUUAAUUCUCGGGAAUUAUAAAUGGAUAAACUAUCUGGAAGUGAACCGCAGAGUGAAUAACUUUGGAAGUGGACUCACUGCACUGGGACUGAAGCCCAAGAACACCAUUGCCAUUUUCUGUGAGACCAGGGCUGAGUGGAUGAUUGCAGCACAGACCUGCUUCAAGUACAACUUUCCCCUCGUGACUUUAUAUGCCACACUUGGCAAAGAGGCUGUAGUUCAUGGACUAAAUGAAUCUGAGGCUUCCUAUCUGAUUACUAGUGUUGAACUUCUGGAAAGCAAACUGAAGGCGGCCUUAUUAGAAAUCAAUUGUGUUAAACAUAUCAUUUAUGUGGAUAAUAAGACUAUCAAUAAAGCAGAGUACCCUGAAGGGUUUGAGAUUCACAGCAUGCAAUCAGUAGAAGAGUUGGGAUCCAAGCCAGAAAACUCAAGCAUUCCUCCAAAUAGACCAACUCCUUCAGACAUGGCCAUUGUCAUGUACACCAGUGGUUCUACUGGCCGACCCAAGGGAGUGAUGAUGCAUCAUAGCAAUCUGAUAGCUGGAAUGACAGGCCAGUGUGAAAGAAUACCUGGACUAGGCCCAAAAGACACAUACAUUGGUUACUUACCUUUGGCUCAUGUGCUGGAAUUGACAGCGGAGAUAUCUUGUUUUACCUACGGCUGUAGGAUUGGCUAUUCUUCUCCACUUACAUUAUCUGACCAGUCCAGCAAAAUCAAGAAGGGAAGCAAAGGUGAUUGUACUGUACUGAAACCCACUCUUAUGGCUGCUGUUCCGGAAAUCAUGGAUAGAAUUUAUAAGAAUGUUAUGAGCAAGGUUCAGGAGAUGAAUUAUAUUCAGAAAACUCUAUUCAAAAUAGGAUAUGAUUACAAAUUAGAACAAAUCAAAAAAGGAUAUGAUGCACCUCUUUGUAAUCUCUUACUCUUCAAAAAGGUGAAGGCCUUGCUGGGAGGGAAUGUCCGGAUGAUGCUGUCUGGUGGGGCCCCGCUGUCUCCACAGACACACCGGUUCAUGAAUGUCUGCUUCUGCUGCCCCAUUGGCCAGGGAUAUGGACUGACAGAGUCAUGCGGUGCUGGCACAGUUACUGAAGUUACUGACUAUACUACUGGAAGAGUUGGAGCUCCUCUUAUUUGCUGUGAAAUUAAGCUGAAAGACUGGCAGGAAGGUGGUUACACAGUUCAUGAUAAGCCAAACCCCAGAGGUGAAAUCGUGAUCGGUGGGCAGAAUAUCUCCAUGGGAUAUUUUAAAAAUGAAGAGAAAACUGCAGAAGACUAUUCUGUGGAUGAAAAGCGGAGCAAAAGAAAAGGGCCAGGUGAGGCGGAUCCUUUUAACAUGGACCAGAAACAGUCUGGAGUGUUUCGGUGUCAGGAAAAGAAAGAGAUUCCUCCCAUGUAG
Molecule: messenger RNA, 1784 nt
Organism: Chionomys nivalis (European snow vole)
Lineage: Eukaryota; Metazoa; Chordata; Mammalia; Rodentia; Cricetidae
Gene: Acsl4
Product: acyl-CoA synthetase long chain family member 4
Exons: 3
Coding region: 165-1784 (539 amino acids)
Biological process (GO): long-chain fatty acid metabolic process; long-chain fatty-acyl-CoA metabolic process; neuron differentiation
Cellular component (GO): lipid droplet; endoplasmic reticulum; plasma membrane
Molecular function (GO): arachidonate-CoA ligase activity
Source: RefSeq, a predicted model, not a curated record